This is a messenger RNA of Myotis davidii, 453 nucleotides long. Its product is annotated as transcription elongation factor A protein-like 3. The transcript has a single exon. NCBI's taxonomy places the organism in Eukaryota, Metazoa, Chordata, Mammalia, Chiroptera, Vespertilionidae. The annotation marks the transcript as partial. The record is from RefSeq and is a predicted model, not a curated record.
AUGGAAAAACUCUACAAGGAAAAUGAAGGAACGCUGGAAAUCGAGGGAAAGCCAGAAGAUGAAGUAGAUAUAGAAGAUGAGGGAAAGUCAAAUGAGGAAGAAAAGCCAGAAGUGGAGGGGAAGCCAGAGCACGAGGAAAAGCUCCAAGACCAAGGACAGCUAGAUGACGCGGGGAAACAAGAAAAGCAGAGCAAGUCCCAAGGUGAGGGGAAAGCACGCAGUGAGGGCAAGCCAGGACCCCAGGCCAAGCCAGAGAGCCAGCUGCGAGCUGCCGAAAAACGCCCAGCUGAAGAGUAUGUGCCCCGGAAAGCUAAGCAAAAAACGGACAGGUGGACGGAUGAUUCCCUCAAGGACUAUCAGGAGGACUUACAGAAAAGGCAUUUGGGCAUUGAGGAGAGGAUGAGAGAAUGUGGAGAUGUGUCAAGGGCUCAGGAAGAGCUAAGGAAAAGACAG